GAUAGCGCAUAUCCAUAUUGGUACCAAUGUUUUAAAGAUCGAAAUAACGACAUCUGCUUCAUUGCGAGUACACAAUGGACGAUUUAUCUCAAGGCGACAUUUGUCGCGUUUGUCGUUGUGAGGCAUCGUCCGAUCGUCCGCUGUUCUAUCCAUGUGUUUGCACGGGCAGCAUUAAAUACAUCCAUCAGGAUUGCCUAAUGCAAUGGAUGCGAUACUCACACAAGGAAUACUGUGAGCUAUGUGGCCAUCGAUUUAGUUUCCAACCCAUAUACUCGCCCGACAUGCCACGGGUCUUGCCGUUGCGCGACGUAGCUGGAGGAUUGCUGUCGGCAAUAAUGAAAGCUGCCAAAUCGUGGGCCCAUUAUUCGCUUGUGGGCUUAGCGUGGUUUGUGGUGGUGCCACUGUCGGCAUAUCGGACUUAUCGUUAUCUGUUCAGAGCCUCUUCAUUUGAUAUGAUAUUGUCCUUGCCCUUCGACAUUUUCUCUACGGAAAAUCUGGCAUCCGAUGUGUUUCGUGGCUGCUUUGUAGUUACGUGUACUCUGUUGUCGUUCAUUGGAUUGGUGUGGCUAAGAGAACAGAUAUUGCUGGGAGGUGGUCCGGAUUGGUUGGAGAGAGAUGAUGCUCCUGGAGCGGCGGCAAACAACGAGGCCGAAGAUGAAGUAGAACUAAAUCUACCGCCAGACGGGGGUGGAGCAAAUGCUAAUGCAGGAGACGAAGGUCAAGAUAAUGCGGCAAAUGCUCACAUUGAAGUUAAUGGUGCGGCUGCGGAAGCCGUCGUGGAGAGAGAUGUUGCUGACAACAACAAUGACAUUGCCGAUGAAAGAGCAAAUAACGCUGAGGCGCCUCCUGUAGUCGAACCUAUGAACAAUAAUGCUCCAGCAGUGGCUGAUCCGGUUGAAAACGAAGGCGAUCCUCCAUUGGAGUUUGGACCUCAGCUACCCCCUGCUUUGGCUGGUAAUCGAAAUAAUAAUAACAACAAUGCGGCUAACGCGGCAGAUAAUGACAACGAUGAACCCAAUUGGAAUCCAAUGGAAUGGGAUCGUGCAGCCGAGGAAUUGACAUGGGAACGUUUGUUGGGUUUAGAUGGAUCUUUGGUAUUUUUGGAGCAUGUAUUUUGGAUUGUCUCCCUGAAUACAAUGCUUAUAUUUGCCUUUGCCUUUUGCCCAUAUUGUAUUGGUCACUUUAUACUAAGUUCGUUAGAUCUAAUGGACCCAGAAAAGCCACUCUUACAUUUCCAUGGAUUAAUUACAACUUUAUUUGGCUAUUGCUUCAUUGGAAUUAUAUUGGUUGUACUACAUUGCUUGGCACGGGCAUUCCAUAUGCGAAGAGUACGCAGUCUAAUUGGGCUGUGCUACAUUGUCGUGAAGGUCUCCCUGUUGUCUGUGGUGGAGAUUGGUGUUUUGCCAUUGGUGUGUGGAUGGUGGUUGGAUAUAUGUUCAUUACCUUUAUUUGAUGCUACUCUAAAGGAUCGUAAGACCAGUUUCACAGCUGCGCCAGGAACAUCUCUUUUUGUCCAUUGGAUGUUUGGCAUGGUAUUUGUUUAUUAUUUUGCCGCAUUUAUAUCACUACUGCGUGAAGUUCUUCGUCCUGGUGUAUUGUGGUUUUUGAGGAAUUUGAAUGAUCCCGACUUUAGUCCCAUUCAAGAAAUGAUACAUUUACCCAUUUUAAAACAUGUACGUCGUUUAAUAUCUUCAGCUAUGAUAUUUGGUUCAGUGGUUUUGUUAAUGCUAUGGAUUCCUAUACGUGUUCUAAAGACAAUCUGGCCAACAUUUUUGCCAUACACCUUAUCUGGCGAUUCGGAUGUUAAUGAGUUGAGUUUACAAUUGCUUUUGCUACAGAUUGUUCUCCCCGGCUUCUUUGAACAAUCCCAUACACGCGUCUGGCUUAAAAAACUCCUGAGAAUUUGGUGUAUUUGUGUUUCUUGGGUAUUAGGCAUUCGCAGUUAUUUACUUGGAGCGGAUCCCGAGCCUGCGGAUGCCGCAAAUGUCAACAACGAUGCCAAUAAUUUGGAACAACAGCCAGCUAAUGAAGUUGUUGCCAACGAUGGACCAAAUGCUAAUGCUAAUGAGGAGGUAAACAAUGAUGGCGAAGAACAUAAUCUGAUUGAAGAACCAGCACCUGUUCAGCCACCCAUACAAGCGCAACCUCCUCCACCACCUCCACCGCCGCCACCACAAGCCGAAAGAAAUUUGGCUGCAGUUCAUCAUGCUAUCAUACACCGUGACGUACCUGUUGCGUUCCAACCUUACGACAAACCAACAGUGUUUCCUCUAAGACUGUGCGGACUGCUAUUCUUUAUGUGCGUUUCGUUGGUGAUAUCAUCACUGGUAACACUCACUGUGCCCGUAUGGAUAGGACGACAGGUAAUGUCAUUAUGGUCUGUGGGUAGCAUAACAACACAAGUAGCCGUCCAAGGUGCUGAGGUGACACCACGUCCACAUGAACUCUAUACUGCCGCUUUGGGUACUUAUCUUUGUUGGAUGCUGACAAGAGGAAUAGCCAUUGCUGUCACUCUGCUACCUCAGGGUCGUGCUGCUGUUAUGGAUAAAAUCAAGCAAUGGCUUAAGGUGGGAGCUUCGUAUGCCCUGCCCGUAUUGAUAAUUGUUCUAAUGUUGGGUGUUAUACCGCUCCUGUUCGGCAUGCUUUUGGAAUUGGUGGUGGUGAUACCGGUACGUGUUGGUGUUCUACAAACUCCCAUCUACUUUAUAUGGCAAGAUUGGGCUUUGGGUGUUCUAUAUACAAAAAUUGCCAUAGCAUUGACGCUGAUGGGGCCGGAUUGGCACUUGAAACGGGCCCUAGAGCGAGCCUAUCGCGAUGGUUUACGGGAUAUUGAUCUGAAGUUCUUAAUCACUGAGCUGGCUAUGCCUGUCAUAACUUGUUUCGGCCUAGCUCUUGCCAUACCCUACGUAUUGGCCCACUCAAUUUUACCAAUAUUCUUCACUGACCCCUGGGUACAAUUGGAAAUAGCUCAUUUCGUAUAUCCGGUAUUCUUUUCGGUGAUUGGUGCCAUUGCAUUAAUAUAUUUCCAAAUAAGACAAUUCAAAAAACUCUAUGUAGCAAUUAAGGUGGACAAAUAUUUAGUUGGACAGCGUUUGGUAAAUUACGAACAUCGUAAGAAACAGCAAGAGGCAGCCGAGGAAAGAGCUCGACAGAAAGAAGAGGAAGAGCAGGAAAACGUGCCCAUAGCCAAUAUUGUAGAGCAGGCUGAGUUGGAAAGAAGACGACGACAAGAAGUUGAAAGGCAACAGUUGGUACAGGAUUUAGUGAGAGAUGAUCUAUUAUAAAUUCAGUGUAUGCGUGUCAGACAUUCGAAGUAAUUGUCGACUAGGAAAUUUUUCUGAAAUGUAGUUUAAAAUGUAACCGUUAACAAA
This is a messenger RNA of Musca vetustissima, 3371 nucleotides long. Its product is annotated as E3 ubiquitin-protein ligase MARCHF6. The transcript has 4 exons. Gene Ontology annotation, cellular component: endoplasmic reticulum membrane. Bases 75 to 3284 code for a protein of 1069 amino acids. Gene Ontology annotation, molecular function: zinc ion binding. Lineage: Eukaryota; Metazoa; Arthropoda; Insecta; Diptera; Muscidae. The record is from RefSeq and is a predicted model, not a curated record.